CUGUACUUUACUUUCACAAUCCACGCUUCGUGUUGGCUCGAUGACCAGCUCGCGCGCUGGCGAUCCCCAAGGCCGCAACCGUCCUCUUCAUGCAGCACAUAUCUCCAUGAUCCAUUCUACAUGACCGCCCAGUCGUCUCCUACCACCACCCUCAGCCAUGAUCUCUUCCCGCACCUGGUGGAUGCGAUUCUCACGUUUGCAGACCUCCCAACUCAGCUGGCCUUUCGUGCGACAUCCCACAAGUUUCUCGCCAAGGUGGACGACGUUCUCUUCUCCCACGUCCUCUUCGCACUGCGCCAUUUCCCUCCAUCCUACGGCGCUGGCAUAGACACAGCGGUCACCGUACUCCAGCCUGUACCGCCGUACGCGCGUCUCCCGUUCUUGCCGUGGGACCUGGAUGAGUCGCCACCCACUCCCGACGACCUCGUUCCUCCAGUAGGAGAUAUUCCCGGCUUCGACCCUACGGACCCCGACUCGUAUCCAUAUGCGCCGCUGUCCGAGCGUACAACCUCGAGGCGUGCACAACUCGCACGUGUGCGCGUGCUCGACUAUCAUCCCUUCCGCGGCACACAGGCUGUCAAGGUUGGCCAGCUGCUCACUGGCCUCGCGGUGCUUCGCCGGCGGCGUCCGCUCCCCUGCGCCACUCACGCCCCAUGUGCGGUCGACUAUCUCAAUCUUACGCUGCCGAUCUACCACCGCUCCGGGAAUGUUCCAUGGGCACUCUUCACAGCACCUCCGGGAGCGCGUCGUUACGUUCUCCAGGUUUCCUUUGACCCAUCUCACCCCUUCCUCGGCGAGGCGCUCGUCUACAUGGAUCUUCGAGACGUGCAAGAGCUUUGCAUCGUGUUCACCCCGCAGCAUGUCGCACCAAAAGACGGCGUCACGAUCGGGCGCCCUGCCUACGACGAUGUACCGGCUCUGGGCAUGCUUAGUGGGUUCUUGAAGAGCAUCGCGCACGCCAUGUGGGACAUCCGCGAUACGUUUGACAUCGAACUUGUCGGCCUCGAGCGCAUCCCUCCUGGUUUUCUAGGGCUCGAGGAGGGUCUCGAAGGUGAUGCGCUGGUAUAUGCUUUCAGGAAGAAGUGGGACGAGGUUGCCAGCGUGUGGAUCGACAACGUGCGUGGCGCGAACAGCGCCUAUCGCGACGAACUUCGUCGCAGGGCGAGCUGCCCCGUCAAGUUAACGACUCUCACAGACUGGCAUACGCGCGCUUCAAGCGUUGAACAGACGAUCUGUCCGAUGCUGCCAGGGGUCAACGAGGACGCGCGGGACUUCAAUGAGUGGGCGGACGGAAGUCGCCUGGUAAGCGCGGACGGCCCAGACGAGGAAGCCGACUUCCUCCCUCGGGAGCCGUGGUCGGGCCAUGUGUCUCAGCGCGCCAUAGAUUGGAUGAAGGCGCAUCAGUCGGAGCGAAACGGGGCAUGAAUGGGGUCAUGCCGCUUCAAUAGACCUCUCAAUCGUGCAGCCAUAGGUCAUGUGCAUUGCGUUAUUCUUCCUCG
Molecule: messenger RNA, 1499 nt
Organism: Cutaneotrichosporon oleaginosum
Lineage: Eukaryota; Fungi; Basidiomycota; Tremellomycetes; Trichosporonales; Trichosporonaceae
Source: RefSeq, a predicted model, not a curated record